AUAGUAAUAAUUUAAUAGUUUUGUUUUAUGACUGCACUGCUAUGGUGACAUUCAACAUGUUUCUUUUUUUUGUAAUACUUCUCAAGACUGCAGGGGUUGAUGGUCAAUACUCUGUACCGGCAGUCUACAGUCCUCCAUAUGUUUGUGCAUUGAAGGGCUCAAGUGUAAAAAUAACAUGUACUCUAAGACAUUUUCCUGAUGAUGUGAUCAAAGAAGUCUUCUGGACCAAAACUGCUAUAGAAAUGCCUGGAUUCUGUUUUGGCAGAGCUCGGUGUCACAGUGAGAAUAAAGACACUCACAGCUUCACUUUGACAAAUGUGACAGAAUCUGAUAAACACGUCUACUACUGCAGCGUUGUAACAUGCAAACAUGCAAUAAUGAAAGGGUUUCCUGGAGCUCGACUUGAUGUCACGGACCUCCAGGUGGAGACACAACAGAGAGUGAAAGAGAGAGAUUCAGUCACUCUUACAUGUAAAACCACCUGCAGACUGACUGAAGAAACAACAUUCAUCUGGUCCAGAAACACACAGAUAUUAACUGAACACACAGUGAAUGAGUUUCAUCUGCAGUCAGUCAGUUGUCAUGAUUCAGGACUCUAUAGAUGUGCUAUAAGAGGAUACGAACAUCUGCCCUCUUCCCCUUAUAAUCUAAAUGUAAGAUAUCCUCCAGAGAAAACCUCAGUGUCCAUCAGUUCUUCUGGUGUAAUAGUGGAGGGUGAUUCAGUGACUCUGACCUGCAGCAGUGAAUCAAAUCCACCUGUUCACAUCUACAGCUGGUUUAAGGAUAAUAAAACCUUACCUGUCGGAUAUGGACAGACGUUCAGCAUCACUAACUUUAGCUCCAGUCUCAGUGGAGGGUUUUACUGUGUGGCUCAGAAUAAACAUGGAUCUCAGAGAUCAGAUGCUGUAUCACUCACUGUCAAAGGAAACACUCCAGCUGUGAUUGUGCUCACGGUGGCUGUGGUUCUGGCUGUUAUCAUGACAUCUGUCAUUCUAAUGGUUGCCAUAGUGAUGUUUAUCAGAAGAGAAAAAGUGCCAACAUUAGAGGAGGAAAAUAACCAAGAAAAGAUGGUGGCACCAGAGGCAGCGUACAUGACCCUUGACCCCACAUCCAGAUGUGCUGAUUACGACACACUGCAUGAUACUACGAUUAAAAGCGCUGGUGAUCAAACAAGCAUCUCUGAAGCUCUGGAUCCAACGACAUACAGUAUGAUCACAGGAGACCACAAUAAAGCAAGAAUGUUUGCUCUUUGCUGUCUAAUUACGCUGCUUGUGAAUCCAGGAAUGUGCAGCCACGAAUGGGCAGUACAUUACUUAAACAAAAUGAAAUGUGCCCUUAAGGGCUCAACAACAAUUUUGUUCGGCAGUUUCACAUACCCCGAUGAUCUCACUCUAACUGAGAUAUUCUGGACUGUAAAUCCAGUUCGAGAAGUGGAGACGCCUGAUCUGUCUAAAGAAGCAGAAUAUAAAGGCAGAGUUAAAUACAUUCGGAGUGACGACCAAACCUUCUUUCUCAAACUAUGUAAUGCGACAUCUGAAGAUGAGAAAAUGUACUGCAUCAGAAUCGUGACGGAUGAAGAAACAGGAAAAUAUCUGGGCUAUCCUGGAAUUGAGCUCAAAGUGACAGAACUCAAUGUGGAGGUUCCUGAAGAGGUCAUAGAGGGAAAUUCAGCAGUUUUGUUUUGUAAAACCACCUGCAACUUUGCAGACAGCACAAAAUAUAGCUGGUACAAAAACAAAAUCCCUUUGUCAGAAUCAUUCAGUAGAAAAGAACUGUUUCUGCGGCCGGUCAGCAGUGAUGAUGCAGGAGAAUACAGCUGUGCACUUAGAGAACAUAAAGAUCUGCCUUCCCCUGCUGUCACGCUCAAUGUCAGAUAUCCACCAAAGAACACCUCAGCGUCCAUCAGUUCUUCUGGUGUAAUAGUGGAGGGUGAUUCAGUGACUCUGACCUGCAGCAGUGAAUCAAAUCCACCUGUUCACAUCUACAGCUGGUUUAAAGAGACUCAAACAUCAUCUGUUGGAUCUGGACAGACGUACAGCAUCACUAACAUUAAUUCACGUCUCAGUGGAGGGUUUUACUGUGUGGCUCAGAAUAAACAUGGAUCUCAGAGAUCAGCUGCUGUGUCUGUUAUAUUUGCAGAUGGACGGAGUAAAGUUUUGCACAUAACUGCAGGAAUCGUAACUGCUCUUUUCUGCAUCUGCGCUGUUAUUGUGCUAAUAAGAAUCGUAAGGAGAAAAACAGCGGUUUCUGGAGUCAGUGACAUGUCAAAACAGGGUAACAUCAGCGCGGCAGCGACAGAUCAGAUACCUGCGCAUCCCACCGCAUCACCUUCAAAGCAAGUCAAUCAGAAUGAUUUGUACGCCAUCAUUGCUCAUCACAGACCCAGCGCAUCCAACAGAGAUCAAACUGCUGGAAAUGAUGAAGAGGUUCAGUACGCCAGUGUCCAUCACUACAAAAACACAAAGAACAAUAAGGAAGAAGCUGAAUCUCAAUAUGGAAAUGUUAGCAAUCACUAUCCUGCUAUUUCAUCCAGAUCUAACGCUGGACUGGUGGAAGACUCCUCGGUCAUCUACAGUAGCAUUAAAGUCACGUAAACAUCAUCCGAGUGAAUUAAACCAAACUCCAUUGUGGAACUUUUAAACUCAAUAAAACCAAGUAGCUUUGUAAUAAAUGAUCAUCUUCCAAGUAUAAACCCUUACAAGCCUUAGCCUAAUGUUUUGCACAUGCCAAGGACAACAUAAUGAUGUGCAGUUUUACUUGACCACCAGCAGAGGGUGGCAGCGCAAGACACACGUUCACUCUUAUCACAUCUAGGCUAGCUGAGACUUUCAGGCACAUCCCAUCAUCACGAGACUUCAUAGAAAAGAACUAGAGAGAUUUUUGCACUCAUUUAUUACACGAGAAUUAUAAAUGAAACAUAAACUGCAAUGAAUGAAGUCGUAGGCCAUUUCUUUAAAAAAUGUCAAAUGAAGUAAAUUGGUUUCAUGGCUGCAUUCCAUAAUAAAAUCACAAAUGUUUACUUCACAACUAUUGUAAAACACUUGAUAUUUUCUUGAUAUCUCACACUUGCAGUAUACACGUUGGAUACAUAUGAUGCUGGCGACAGAAUGAUGUUUGAGGAGUGGGCGGCGCUACUGUUUUAGACACGCCCCUUGCACACUAUGAGGUCGUUAAUUUUUUUAAUCAUUGUGUACUGUGCAGAUCCUGUACAUUUAUUUGUGUUUGAGAAGACCGAUAAAGUUUAUAAAAUGUAUUCUAGACAUUCUUUGCACUGUAUAUUUGUAAAUUUCAAUGUGUUGGAUGGAUCACACCAUUACGAGUCAAAGCCUCAGAAUGGUGGUACUGUCGCUUUAAGAGCUGAUGGGGAACCUGUGACUUUUGCUCACAUUUAGAUCACAGAAAGACUUCAAAGUUUCACCUUUGGGCUUUAAAGGAAACAUACUGCACAUAUGAAAAGCGAGAAGACACAUUAAACAAUAGAAGACAAGUGACAACCAAUACACAAUGAGUCUGUUAUAAUAGGAACCGCAACAGUAAAUCGAUUAUACGUCUUAGAAAAUCUGAUCUGUUACGAUUGCUUUCAUUACAUUACACCUGUUGUCAGGUUAGUAAUGUUAGUCAUACAUUAUUUAUUGUCGUGUGUAGUCUGACAAAAUACAUGUUCUGUCAAGAUUGUGAAUACUUUCAUGUCUUUUUGCUGUCACUUCCUGUGCCCCCCUUU
Messenger RNA from Triplophysa rosa, 3721 nucleotides. RefSeq names its product B-cell receptor CD22-like. The record is from RefSeq and is a predicted model, not a curated record. The coding region runs from base 42 to 2594 and encodes 850 amino acids. NCBI's taxonomy places the organism in Eukaryota, Metazoa, Chordata, Actinopteri, Cypriniformes, Nemacheilidae. The transcript is spliced from 17 exons.